Messenger RNA from Aspergillus wentii DTO 134E9, 885 nucleotides. RefSeq names its product cytochrome c1 heme lyase CYT2. The record is from RefSeq and is a predicted model, not a curated record. The transcript has a single exon. Gene Ontology annotation, cellular component: mitochondrion. Gene Ontology annotation, molecular function: holocytochrome-c synthase activity. NCBI's taxonomy places the organism in Eukaryota, Fungi, Ascomycota, Eurotiomycetes, Eurotiales, Aspergillaceae. Gene Ontology annotation, biological process: cytochrome c-heme linkage. Bases 1 to 885 code for a protein of 294 amino acids.
AUGGGAGCUGGUGCAAGCACUCCUUCGACUCCUCCUGCGGACUCUGCUCCGGCCGCAACAUGCCCAGUCGACCACAAAACCCGUGAGAUCUGGCUGCAGCAAAACCGGGGCUCGGGCGGUGCUCCUCAUCCUCAUCCUUCUCCCGCUGCUCCCUCCGAUGAAGAUACGAAACCUCAAAAAUCACAAAGACCACUUUCUGGCGAUCGUGAAGUGAGCAGUAUUCCCCGGGCCGUCGAUCCCGGGCUCAAGCAAUCUCCCGAAGCAUCCGCAGCUUCUUCGUCCCCAUAUUCAACGGCAGUCCCAUCACACGGCUCCCCAUCGAAUGCCGAGUCCGAGACAGGCCAUGACAAGGCUUCGGGCAACUGGGUCUAUCCCUCUGAGCGGCAAUUCUUUGAUGCGCUCAUGCGCAAAGGCAACACCCCCGCAUCCACCACGUCCGCUUCCGAAUUGGCGACAUCGGUAGCAUCCAUCAUCCCUAUCCACAAUGCUGUCAAUGAGCGUGCUUGGCAGCAAAUAUUAGAUUGGGAAAAGAAGGCUCCCUCAUCAGACCCGGGGAGUAAGAAGUGCGGAGGCCCCAGGUUGUAUUCAUUCCGUGGCUUGGGAGUCGACCCGCAGUAUUUGAGUCCUCGCGCGCGCAUAAACGGAUUUCUGGGCUAUCAAUUGCCGUUUGAUCGACAUGACUGGGUGGUCGAGCGCUGUGGUGGGGAGAGAAUUGAGUAUGUGAUUGACUUCUACCAAGGAAAGUCAACGGGAGGGAAUGGCGAUGCGACCGGGUUGGCUGCCAAAGCUGCACCUGGGAAGUUGAGCUUCUUUCUGGAUGUCCGGCCCAAGAUGAACACCUAUGAGGGCUGCAGGAUGAGAUUCAGUCAGUUCACCGGGCUAUAG